AUGACUUCUAAACUUCACCAUGGAGAUGGCUGUGACGAUGGUGCAUCAAAGCCAAUCCACUUCUUCAGGAUCAUCCACCGUGACAAUCUUAUUAUGCAAGAAAAGCUAAGGCUUCCAGUAAGGUUUGUGAGGAAAUAUGAAAAACAUUUACCCAACACAAUGUUUCUUAAGCUUCCAAAUGGUGCAGAAUGGAAAGUAAAUUUGGAGAAAAGUGAUGGUAGUGUUUGGUUUCAAAAAGGGUGGAAAGAGUUUGUGGAGUAUCACUCUCUAGCCCAUGGGAACUUUUUGGUUUUCAGAUAUGAUGGAGCAUCCCAUUUUCAUGUACUCAUCUUGGAUCUCAGUACAAUGGAAAUAGACUACCCUGUCAACAAGUCUCAUAAAAGGGCCAGCAAAAGAGAAGAAAUUCAACCACGCAAGACACAGAAAACCAAUGGAAAUAUAAAAAAUGAGAGUGAUUCCAAAUUGAAGGAAGCCUUUCAUAAAAAAUUCAGAGACUGCAAAGGCAUGAUUCUAGAUUCCAAGCGUAGGUUCAAAAAACACACUGAAGGGUCAUCCAUUAGUAAUCGUAGAACUCAUGAUGCUGCUGGCAACACUUCCUUUACUGUGAUGAUAAAAUCAAGCCACUUAAAUAAGUACAUGUAUCUGCCAAAGGGGUCACUGAAGGGCUACAUCAAACCUGGUGGACAAAAUGUCACCCUGCUGGUUAGGGAUAAAUCAUGGAGGGUUAAUUUGAUUCAUUACCAAGAUAAAUCAACUAGUUAUUUUACUGCACAUUGGUCAACUUUUGCUAGGGAAAACCAUUUAAAAAAAGGAGAUACUUGCUUAUUUCAACUCCUGGAGAGUAGGGGUGACAUGGUGAUGAAGGUUUCCAUUUCCAAUUAA
Abrus precatorius (Indian licorice) is the source of this 882-nucleotide messenger RNA. Its product is annotated as B3 domain-containing transcription factor VRN1-like. The record is from RefSeq and is a predicted model, not a curated record. Bases 1 to 882 code for a protein of 293 amino acids. Lineage: Eukaryota; Viridiplantae; Streptophyta; Magnoliopsida; Fabales; Fabaceae. Gene Ontology annotation, molecular function: DNA binding. The transcript is spliced from 4 exons.